Lolium perenne is the source of this 820-nucleotide messenger RNA. RefSeq lists its product as uncharacterized. NCBI's taxonomy places the organism in Eukaryota, Viridiplantae, Streptophyta, Magnoliopsida, Poales, Poaceae. The record is from RefSeq and is a predicted model, not a curated record. Gene Ontology annotation, molecular function: mRNA binding. Gene Ontology annotation, biological process: post-transcriptional regulation of gene expression. Gene Ontology annotation, cellular component: cytoplasm.
UCUAGGGAGUGAAGUGAUGGCUCCAGAUAAUCAGAAUGUGCCUUCAAAGUCUGGCACAAACACAGAUCCAUGUCUUCCUCGGCAGUCUUCUUCCGCCUCCUCCAGGAGUGCUCUCGAGAGUUAUGUCGAGCAGCAUACACAACCAAAUGUUGAUGUUGAAAAUUUUCCUGCACAGUCUUCAUCAUCUACUUCUUUAAGUUCAGUCAAGAAAUUCGCGGAGAUAGCAGCAAUCCAGGAGUCAUGUAUGCGUGCAUUGAUUGACCCAGACCAGGAACUUGCCUUGAGACUAUGGAAUCAGUCCCUUGAGGAUAUGAAGAAUCACUAUGCUCCUGAUGUUGAGAAGGCAUUAUCUGGGGAACAUCAGCCGACUACAAAUGCUCCUGGAAAUGGAGGAAUUUCCGUUGUUUCUCAAAUCCAAGAUUCUAGCGGCGGACUGGGCAAUAUCCACAAUUCUGGCCGUGUAGUAUCCAUUGAGGUCGAUUCCCUUCUUGAGCAGAUCAAGCAUCCAAUGGACCCUCAUAUGAGGCUUAUUUAUAUCAAGGGUCACAUACCUGCUAUCAGUGUUGACCCAAUUGGGAGCCGCUUUAUACUGAAGAAACUUGACACGGCAACUACUGGAGAGAUAAUUAUGCUCUAUAACGAAAUAAUGCCCCACAUCCACACACUGAUCAUUAAUGUCUUUGCCAAUAGUGUGAUUCACAAGCUUCUUGAUUAUGGACCAGCAGUCUACACUAGGAAGCUCGUUGGUAAUCUGUUGGGGCAUGUGUUAAACCUAAGCCUUCAGCUCUAUGGUUGUCGAGUGAUCCAGAAGGUAAACUGA